Molecule: messenger RNA, 8540 nt
Organism: Athalia rosae (coleseed sawfly)
Lineage: Eukaryota; Metazoa; Arthropoda; Insecta; Hymenoptera; Athaliidae
Product: small subunit processome component 20 homolog
Exons: 11
Coding region: 213-8498 (2761 amino acids)
Cellular component (GO): small-subunit processome; nucleolus; 90S preribosome
Source: RefSeq, a predicted model, not a curated record
ACCUACAUCAUGGAGAUCAAAGCCUGGCACCACUAGAAACAUUCCUGCUUUAAUUUUUGUAAACCGGCUAAUGGUGACCAGUUGAGUUGGUUGAAGCAGUCGAAGCAGUAGGCGAGCAGUGUUGUGUGCACUUUAAACUGUCAGUUGAAAUAAUUAUUGUCUAGGAUUUCCAGAUGAGUUUAGAACACGUUUUUCAUAUUAAAUAAUCCACAAUGAAGAACAAGCCAACACGUCACAAGGAAUCUAAUACUUUUAAGUUUAAACCGUUCUCAGAACGGAUAGCUGACAUAGAUGUUGAUGUAUUUCAUCGCGUCUCACACCGCAAUGAGGAAACAGAUGAUGACGAGAUCGAAACACAUUUUCACAUUGCCCUACAAAAAUGGAAUGUUCUUAAUCUUACCGAAAACUAUACUAAUUUCAAGAAAGAAGUUCAAGGCAUUGUUACUUUGCCACAACUUCUCCAUAGCAAGAUUCAAGUCAUCGAUGCACUUCUCAAAUAUCUCAAUCUCAAAGACAUUCUGUGUCUUCAACCGAUCCUAGAAUUGGUAGUUGCAGCAGCGCGCGAUCUUCAGAAAGAAUUCUAUGAAUAUUUUCCACAAUUUUUAUCAGUUUUAAUAGAGUUACUCUCUACCAACGAUGCGGAACAAUUGGAAUACACCUUUACAGCUCUUGCUUAUCUGUUCAAAUUUCUAUGGCGAUACUUAAUAAGAAAUGUUGACAAAGUCUUCAAGCUGUUAUUACCAUUACUGGCUGAGUCCAAGCCAACUUAUAUCAACAACUUUGCUGCCGAAAGUUUUUCGUAUGUUGUUAGAAAAGUCAAGGACAAAAAUGUCUUUUUGAAACUAGUAUUAAAAGCUCUUGCUAAACAACCGGAUGGAGUAUCGGGAUGCGGAAAGUUGUUAUUUCAAGUAAUCCAGGGUACACCUGGCCAGUUUCAUUCUUGCGCAGAACAAAUGCUGCUGCUUUACUUUGAAAGUUUACAGGAUCAGAUGAUUGAUCAGCAGCUUCUAUUUAAUGUUCUUCAGCAAAUAAUCGACUGUUUUGUGAACUCUAUAGACCCUCAGAAGUCUGAAAUUUUCUGGAACGUAACGUUACGACUGAUGGAACAGUUUGUGAAAGUUCAAAGAAAUACAGAUGCAAAUGUUGUUCACUUAUCGCCGGCAAGAAGCAAAGAUGCAUUAUGUUUGCUGAAUAAUUUGCUGUUGGAAGUCGUGAAUCACAGAGAUGGAAGGAUGCUUGUUGAUCCUAACCCAUUGGUUAAUCAGCUAGUAGAAUCCUUUGACUUAUUCAAUGGUGAUGAAAAUAGUAAAGUAAUCAUUGAAGGAUUAGCUAAACUUUCCAGCUCAGUUUUAUUGGCAUCAAAUGUGAAACUCACGCAAGAAAUAUCAAAUAAGCUUGUGCUGAAAAUUCUCUCCAUAUUGGACUUGGAAAUAUUGCAUGAAGUUAUUGAACAACUGAUCAAUUACUCGUCUUUCGAAACGUUGGUGCUGCCCCAUUUGUUAAAUUAUAGUUUGAAAAGUAAUUUCAACAGCCAUAUUCUCCGCCUCUUUGCCAAAAUAAUAAUAACCAAAUCACGUCUGUGUCUAAACGGUAUAAGAUUGAAAGAAUGGAAGAAAUAUAAUUUGAACAUGCGAAAUAUUACUAGCGAUAGUCUCAAGAACUUGGAGAAAGAAUUGGCAACUUUAAACGAUGACGUUGUCUCAACAGACUGUUUGAGAAUAUUGAUAAUUUUACCUCAUUUAAAUCCAUUGCCCAAAAUCUUAGAAGAAACUCUGAAGAAAUCUACUGUAUCUUUGUACAAAAGAUUAUCUGUCUGUGAUAGCGCUGAUGGUGGCAAACAACUCAAUGCCCUGAGCUUCAUAUUUCUGUUGUCAAUCGAAACGGUUAUUCAUAUUAUGGAACCAAACGAAUUUUAUGAGUACAUCACCAAAAAUGACAUACAUCUAUCCGAUUUGAUAUCAAAUUAUUCAACUGUUAGAAACGCAGUAUUUGCUGUAGAUUUAUGUCUCUCUCAUAUUCUGAAUUCAGACUCCAGAGAUGAUAUCAUAAACGUGAAAACGUUUGACUUGUUGAAUGAAAAUUGGGCAGAGCUUCUGGGAUCUCCAUACCACAAAGAUAGACUCGUGGUAGCCCAUGCGUAUUCCCUAUUCAGCAAAGCUCAGGACCUUGUUGAAAUCGAUGAAAACGUCAGCAAAAAUCCCUUGGAAUUACCAUAUUCUGCUGAAGUCGAACCAGCUACAGUUCACACGUACAGAGACAGAUUGCUGCAAUUACAAGGUCUUGCUUACGAAAGUACAGCACUUCGAAGUUUGGAUGAAAAAUAUUUGAAAUUUCCUUUACACUAUCUCCUAGGAAAUUUAUACGUAAAUUUCUCUUUGCUAUGGGAUCCAACAAUGAAGUUGAUUGCAUCAUAUGCGCGUAAGCAAUGUGAUUCUUUUUGGCCUAUAUUUUUAUCAAAAUUGACAAAUGUGACCAUUUCGGAUGAACCGCGGAUAAGUAUGCAGCCUACCUUUGAAUGUGACGUUACUUCAUCCUUGGUGACUGAAAUUUUUCAAAACGAUGACAAACCUGAUUACAACAACUAUAACUUGCUCAUAUGGAAAUGCAUGGCUUUGUUCUCCGACUUUUGCGAAAUGAAAAACAGAGACUACACUGGAUUCUUCAUAGACUUUGUGGAAAGGAAUUUUUUUAAAUCAAAUUCCGAAGAUGCAAAAUCUUGGAGUAUCGAGAAACGCAAAGAAGAGAAAGAAACUACUAGUAAAGAGAAAGAUGCUCCAGAUGAUGACACCAUUAUUCAAAUUGAAGCCGCAGAUAACAAGCUAUCCUUUGAGGGUAAACAAAAAAUCAAGCUUUUACUAGCACAGAUGGAAAUAUUUUCCAAAGUGAAAAAUCCGCGAACCUUAUAUCGAGAGUCUGAGAUCUAUAAAAUUUAUUUGGAAUUACUCUCUUCAAAAAAUCCUGAAAUUCAAAAAUCAGCUCUAAACUGCCUCUUGUCAUACAAACACAAAUACAUACUUCCAUACAAGGAAAAUCUCUACAAUUUAAUCGAUGAAAAAAGUUUAAAAAAUGAAUUAGCUUUGUUCAAAAUUGACCAAGAGAGCAAAGUUAUACAAGAUGAACACCGCGAAGGAUUACUUCCAAUUGUUAUGAGAAUACUUUAUGCCAAAAUGGUUAUGAGAACAGGAAUGCGAACUGGUGGCAAGGCUGGUGGUCUUGUUAGGAGAACUAUCAUAUUACGGUUUCUUGGUGGAACUCAAGAAGAUGAAAUGAUGAUGUUCAUAAGUAUGGCGUUUAAACUCUUUCAGAAAUAUGUGCCAAUUAGCACCGAUGAAAAAUUAGACCUAAAUGAGAUGGUUGCAAAUGUAAUCGACGAACUGGAUCUAUCUAACAUGAUUCCACCUAAGCGUUUACAGAGCUCUGUAAAUCUUUUAGCCUUGAUAAUUGAGCAAUUUGGAGCAAAAAUGUCAAGUAAAUUACUACCUCGCUUAAUGGGAAUACUGAUAUGUGUUUUGGCACAAGUUACUGGUAUAUCACAGCGAUCUGACAACGUCCAUUCUGGCUAUUUAUCCUCAAUAAGGAAUCUCCGUACAAGCUGUCUUGGUAUCUUAUCAAGAUUUUUUUCGCAUUACGAAAACUAUCCAUGGAUGGAGUCUGAAAUUGAUGCACUAUUUGCUGUCGGUGUUUUUCCAUGGCUUGAAAAAUUGCCUAUCGAAGGUAUUCACAGUCCUACAGUUCUUCUGAAAUUAUUCAUGGCUUGGAGUCAGAAUCCUCGUUACUAUCCUCUGUUUGCGAAACAUCAGCAUAACAAUCCAUCUUUAACGCCGUUACCUUACAUUAUACAACUUAUGCUUGGACCGAAGACUCAUGGUUCUGUCAUAAACGCGAUAAUGGAAAUGAUCGAGAAAAUGUUAACACUUCAAGAUUAUGGAAUUGUAGAGGAUAGUUGUGUGUCAAUGGAGACAGAUGCCAAAUUUCUACCAUUGAUACUAACUAACAAUAUGUUAACUGUAGAGCAGAAGAAUUCUCAUCGAUUGACCGAUAAAAUAAACUAUGGAUCUGCCCUUCUGAUGCCUCAUAUUCCAAAAAUUUUGGAACAUAUUAAAAAGAAAUUGAAAAGUAGUAGUAAAGGAGUCAAUCGAGUGGAACUCAUCGUAUUGUCACGUGUGUCAGAAUUUGUUACAGAUUCUGAGACUUGUGAUACGUUAUUGACACUUCUCUUGCCAAUUCUUGUUAAAAAAGCUAUGACAGGAUCGACUGAGGAGGUCGUUGUGCAGUUGGUAUCGACUAUUUUGAAUCUCAUCAAAAUUGUUGAACGUCCAGAAAAGCAUAUUCGACUCAUCGUCCCACUCGUAGGGGUGAUAACGGCUGUUCCAGCUAGAAAAUCAUUGAUGCUGCUGUACAAUGUUAUUUCAAAAGGAUCUUUGGAAGCACAGAGAGAUCAGAUGAUGCGGAAUUGCAAAUUAUUAAUGGAUCUAAAUGCUUGGGAUAGUAAAUGGAUCGAUCAGCCAGAUUUUGAGAAACGAUUAGACGCGUUCAAAGAGGUCAACACAUUACUGGAUGAAGACAGUCUGACAUUGGAAUUCGGAACGGCAAUAAUAUACAACUGCUUUUUUUUCUUAAAAAAUGAAAAAGAUCUCGCUCUACGAGACAUGUCUGGACAGUGUUUGAAAACGAUAGCACCAAAAUUAGUUAGGAAAUACACAAAUAGUCAUACUGAGAAACAUUAUCUUAUAGACGACACAAUACUAUCGAUUGUUCGAAAUGGGAUUCGGGAUAAAAAUGAAAUAGUGAGAAACCAAUCCAUCGCUCUCUUGGGACAAUUGGCAAUGGAAUGUGCUGAUGUACAUCCUGUAUUUCGAGAUCUUCACCCAUUGACAAACAAAGCUGAUCCUGAAGUUGACUUUUUUGAAAAUCUUCAACACUUGCAACUGCAUAGAAAAGCGCGUGCUUUACUCAAGUUUUCUGCUAUUGCCAAAGGCUUAAAACGAGCUCCUAAUCCCAAAACAUUGACACAAUUUAUUUUGCCUCUUGCAUCCUCUUAUUUGUGUUCGGAAACUUUUGCCAAUAAAAAUAGUAUUGUUGAUGCAGCUAUUGAAACUGUAGGCACAGUUUGUAGACUCCUACCUUGGCACCAGUACGAAGUUAUCUUGAAAUACUAUUUAGAUAAAUUGAGAUCUUCCACUGAAUUUCAAAAGCAGACCAUACGAACUGUUGUUGCUAUAUUAGAUGCGUUUCACUACAACCUUUCCAAGUAUAAAGAACCUGAGAAUACCGUGGCAGUCACUACGAAUCAAGAAGAACUCAAACAACAAGAUAUCUCUGUGAGUGAUGAAGGGGAGAAUAUCUCCAAUUCUAUCGCUGUCACGGAUGAAAAUUUGGAUGAAGCACUGGCAACUGAGUUGGAUUCUGAUGAACAUGAGCCAAAAAUUAAUGCAGAUGUGCAAACAGAUAUUCCAGCGAUUCAGAGAGAAUUAACUCUUUCACAAUCAGCUGCCAGAAGACUUGUCUUCAGUAUAUCAAAGGGGUUGUUGCCUCAGUUACAUCGGUCUAUUAUGGCACGAACUCAGCAUGAAAAUAGUCACAAAGUAAAUCGUAAAAAAACGGGCUUUGAAAGAGAGGAAGAGGAGAUAUUAAGGGUGCCGAUUGCACUUGCUGUUGUCAAACUACUUCAGAAAUUGCCUGAAGGUAUCCUGGAGCAAAAUUUACCUGGAGUCCUGAUGAAAUUAUGCACAUUCCUCAAGUCUCGAUUAGACUCUGUGAGACGUGUUACUCGCGAGACUAUGCAAAAAAUCAUGAUCACAUUAGGACCUGCAUAUCUACAUCAUCUGCUAACAGAGAUGAAUGGGUUACUGACCAAAGGAUUUCAAGUUCAUGUUCUUGUGUAUACUAUACAUGCAGUCCUUGUUUCAUUGAAACCAUUUUUCAAACCACUCGAUAUUAAUCAAAAUUUGCAGAGUAUUCUAUCGGUAUGCAAAGUAGACCUAUUCGGUUUGACAGCUGAAGAAAAAGAGAUUGCUGGCGUUGUUAAAAACGUCUCUGAAGCAAAAGUGACAAAAAGUUUCGAUAUUUUCCACAUUUUAGCUCAAUACAUAACUGAGUCUUGUCUGCUCGACCUUGUUAUGCCCUUAAAAGAUGCUUUGCUAAAAACACAUUCAUACAAAAUUAUUCGAAAGGCAGUAGAGUGUCUUAGACGAGUUGUUUUAGGUCUAGCUGAUAAUAGUUUCAUAGAAAUAGACAAGAUGCUCAUGUUUCUUUACGGUGUUGUUUCUGAAAGCAUACCCGAUCUUCUACCAACUGCUCAAGCCAAAAAAAUGACCCCAAAAGAAGUUGAAAUAAGGGCCCGCCAAAAACCUGAUUGCUUCAUCGUUGCACCUGAACCAAAAAAUAGGAUGGGUGUAAAAGCUAAAGCUAAGACUUCUAUUAACACCAAUGCUCAUGUUAUGGUAGAAUUCGGUCUACGGUUGUACCACAUUCUAUUAAAACGUGACCGCAUUUCUGCGCCUGAAUUCAAAUCGUACUUGGAUCCUGUAGUAUCCAUAUUAAGCGAUUGUCUGAAGUCACAGCAUGUCAAGUUAACAACGCUUGCUCUUCAGUGCCUCAACUGGAUACUUAAAAUGGAUCUUCCAUCUGUUAGGACGCAUGUAACUGAAAUUUGUUCAUCGAUGUUUCAAAUCCUGCAUAAAUAUGCAGCAGCAGGUUUAAGCAAAGGGGACAAUUUUGAUCUGGUAAUGUCAGCCUUUAAAUGUAUGUCGGUGCUCGUGCGAGAUGUAAAACACUUUACUAUCAGCCCCGAACAACUAAAGAUACUGAUUCUCUAUGCGGAACAAGAUUUACACGACUAUGAUAAGCAAAGUACUGCCUUCACUUUACUCAGAGCUAUAUUGAAUCGUAAAUUAAUCGUACAUGAGAUGAAUGAUGUUAUGGAGAAAGUUGCUAAACUUAGCAUCACAUCUGAGCUGGAUCAUGUGCGGCAACAAGCACGAUCAAUAUUUCAUAUAUUUCUUAUGGAGUAUCCAUUGGGGAAGGUUCUUGAAAAGCACUUAUCUUUUUACCUAACACAAUUAAAUUACGAACUGACACCUGGAAGACGAAGUGCUCUAGAAAUGAUCCAUGGCAUCAUCACAGGAUUUCCAUUGACUGUGUUAUCGCAGCAUGCAGGAUUGUUUUUCCUGAUGGUUGGUGCCAGAUUGGUCAACGACGAUGAUCCAGAGUGCAAAAAACUUUGUGCCAAAUGUAUAAAAGAAAUGAUCAGUCGAUUACCUCACAAUGAUAGAAGUAAACUGUUUGAUAUCGUCAUUCUCUGGCUCAAAGACACCAAAAUUUCUCAUAAGCGGCUUGCUGCGCAGCUUUGUGGCAUUUUUAUUACUGUAGAAAAAAACGAAUUCGAAGCACAUCUCACUGAACUGCUUCCUCUUAUUUUGAAACAAUUCACCGACGACAACUCCGAUGAUUCAGAACCAGGUCGUUUUGUGAGGAUAAGACCACAUCAGCACACGACCAUGGAAGAUGAUAAAAAGAUGGAUUAUUCAGAGAGAAUGAGGGAUCAUCACUUGUUUCAAGUCUUACAGAUGCUAUUAAAGUUAGCAGCUAACUGUCCAAAUUUAUUGAAAAGUACUAAAUACGAAGACACCGUAUCCAUGUUGGCUGCGCACAGCCAAUCGUUACUUGCCCAUCCUCAUCUUUGGGUUCGUCUAGCAGCAGCACAACUGAUUGGUUUUAUUUUAGCGGCUACAGACGCGGAUAAAGUAGCCACACUCCUUGAAAAUCCCUCAGAAAAUGUAGGACGAAAUGGUUUUAUAUACGCCGACCCGAUUCCUACUUUAAAAAGCUUGGCUCUGGAUUUAACUGCACAACUUCAGCCUGAUUUACUUUUUGAAGAUCUUGCUGAUCAGGUUGUCAAAAACUUGAUUUUCGUUGCGCGAGUUGUCAAAUCGGUCGGCAUCAAAGACCAAAAAAAGUUGGACGAUUAUUCAAACGCAGAUAAUGACAUUGAAAGAAUUUCUCUGUUCUGGUUGGUCAAAAGAAUGAGGAAAGUUGUAAAUUUAGAAGUCACGCAAUCCCCAAAAUCUACUGUUAUGAGGACCGCUGUGUUCAAAUGGAUUGCUGGCGUUGUAGCAACCGUCCCAUUCGAAAAUUUAACUCCGGUGUUGUUUCACAUGAUGUCACCAUUGGUGAGGGAAAUGGCAACGACUGAAGAAUCCAAUGCACCGUUACGCCAUUUAGCAAAAGACGUUUCAACAAUGAUAAAAAAGGGCCUCGGUAGUGAGGAAUAUUCAAAACUCUUGAGCAAAGUUCAACAAAAAUUAGAUAUGAAGAGAGCCGAAAAAAAGAAACAACGUACACAAGAGUUUGUAACAGAUCCAGAGUUGGCUGCAAAGCGUAAAAUCGCCAAGCAACAGAAGAAGAAGGAGGCGAAGAAACGAAAAAUGGAAACUAUGAAGGGUAGAAGAACGCUCGGUAAAAGACCCAGGAAAGAUAUAGAUUUCGAUGCAAUGUAAAAUAUUAGCCCUUUUAUCUUGUAAAUAAAUAGUUUUUGUUUA